CUUAAAUCUCAUCGAAAUCUACUUCCAGUCGUAAAACAAAAAAAAACCAGAGCCAACAAUUUUUCAUUUGUAAAUUUCUAAAUUUUUUAAAUUUUGUAAAUUUAUCAAAACUCAACUCAAUUUUUAAUAAUGUCAGCACUAUCGGGACGCGCCCUGCACUAUGUGCUCAAGAUUGGAGACCGGGCCAAGAACGCCUUUUUCUUUCGCCAGAUCCUGGGAAUGAAGGUUUUGCGUCACGAGGAAUUCAAAGAAGGUUGCGAAGCCGAGUGCAAUGGACCUUACGACAAUCGGUGGAGCAAGACCAUGGUGGGCUACGGUCCUGAGAGUUCCCAUUUCGUGAUCGAGCUCACCUACAACUACGGCGUGACCAGCUACGAAAUGGGUAAUGAUUUCGGCGGAGUAACCAUUCACUCUACUGAGAUAUUGCCACGCGCCGCCCAGCACUCGUACCCCAUUGAAAAGACGGAAGGGGGCCAUCUACUCACCUCGCCCGACGGUUACAAGUUCCAUGUGAUCGACCAGGCAGUUACGGAGGCCGACGCCGAUCCCGUGCAGUCGGUGGAGCUGCGCGUGACCAAUCUUGCGGCCUCGCGGCAGUACUGGGAACAGCUGCUCCGGAUGCAGCCACUGGCGGAGAACAAGCAGUCCGUGUGGCUGACCUAUGACUUCAAGCAGGCGUCGCUGCAGCUCACCCAGACUCCGGAUCCCAUCAAUCGGGCCAAGGCAUACGGAAGGAUCGCCUUCGCUGUUCCCGCGGCAACGCAACAACCGCUGCACGAAGCAGUCGUGGCAACCGGCGGCACGGUCCUGAAGUCCCCAAUCACUUUGGAAACGCCCGGCAAGCCCGCUGUGACAGUGCUUAUCUUGGCCGAUCCCGACGGUCACGAGAUCUGCUUCGUGGACGAGGAGGGAUUCUCGCAGCUCUCCCAGGAGGAGACCGAUGGCGAUCACCGACUGGAAAAGUACCUUGCCAAGGAUCCCUUCCAGUCGAAGUGAAGCCUCUCUGACUUUUGUGGGAGUUUUCCACAAGAUUUACAUUUGUUUGAUGGCCCAACUAGAAAUUUAUAUCGUGGAAAUCGGAUAUUUCGGAUAAAUAUUGUAUCAAAAACCUACACAGCACACACAGGCCGGCAGGAACAUUAGGAUCCGACAUGUACACUCUCAUUUUCCUUUCAAAUAAAUUCCCCUCUGUAUUAUUUUCACUUGA
Molecule: messenger RNA, 1207 nt
Organism: Drosophila pseudoobscura
Lineage: Eukaryota; Metazoa; Arthropoda; Insecta; Diptera; Drosophilidae
Product: glyoxalase 1-like
Exons: 1
Coding region: 130-996 (288 amino acids)
Source: RefSeq, a predicted model, not a curated record